This is a messenger RNA of Panicum virgatum (switchgrass), 1995 nucleotides long. RefSeq names its product 50S ribosomal protein L18-like. Lineage: Eukaryota; Viridiplantae; Streptophyta; Magnoliopsida; Poales; Poaceae. Gene Ontology annotation, biological process: translation. Gene Ontology annotation, cellular component: ribosome. The transcript is spliced from 5 exons. Gene Ontology annotation, molecular function: 5S rRNA binding; structural constituent of ribosome. Bases 141 to 680 code for a protein of 179 amino acids. The record is from RefSeq and is a predicted model, not a curated record.
CAGACAUCUCUGGCACCGGGAGUCCCUCCCGCCAAUCAUCGCAGCGUCUCGCGUCGCGCACCCAACGGGCACGCGCCCACGCGGGACACCUGUUCGACGAAUUGCCCCGCCAGGCCGCCAGGCCGGCCCUUCCCCGCGCCAUGGCGUUGCCACGCGCCGCGCUUGGCCAGCCGCCGUUCUCGCCGUGCCCCGCGCGCCCCGCCAGCUGCUUUUCGACCUCGACGACAGGCUCCGGGCCUAGCCUCGCGUGCUCCCGAACGCAGCAUCCCGGCGUCGGCGCGCCGCAGCGCGCGUACCCCAGGAUCGAGGCGACGGUGAGGCGCGGCGCGCGCACGGAGAACCCCAAGGUCAGGAACCGACGGCUGCAGAAGAAGUUCAAUGGCACCGCGACGAAGCCCAGGCUGUCGGUGUUCUGCUCCAACUGGCAGCUCUACGCCGUGCUCGCCGACGACCACAACAAGAAGGUCCUCUUCUACGGCAGCACCCUGCAGAAGUCCAUCUGCGGCGACCCGCCCUGCAGCACCGUGGAAGCUGCCCGGAGGGUUGGGGAGGAGCUCGUCAGGGCGUGCGAGGAGCUCGGCAUCUCCGAGAUCUCCUACGACCGCAACGGCUUUGCUCGAGGCGAGAAGAUGAUGGCGUUCGAGGUUCCCGUCUCACAGCACGGGUUCCUGCCAAGAUAAGGAGGCACCAGGAGACGAGAAAGGAAGUUUGUUCCAUUCCAUUCCAUGUGAUACUGUAAUUUGUGUGAUCCAUCAGUCCUUCAACAUCAUGUAGUUCAUAUUUCACAGCAGUCACUAAGCAAGUCAGGCAUUGUCAGCAAGGACAGUUUCUUCCGGCGCUAGACAUGAUUCCAGAACUGACGGCUCAGCCCUCAUUACAUCCUCCCAAUUUGCUCAUCUAGGUGAAGAUGCCGAAGCCUGAAAGUGGACAUAAUAGGUACUAUGUCCUACGGCGAAGCUAUUGAAACUGGGAGUUUUGUUCCCGAUUGUGGGGAAACCAUGAAUUCUGCACAUCUGGAUCGACGGAAGUUUUUACAAAGGAAUGGUAUAGCUUCAUCACUGACCACUUUUUUGCACCAAGCUACCCAUUCCAACAUGCUGGAUCCUGGACUGGAGCACCUGUGAUGAAUGCCAAUAUCAGUUGGCUAUGCCAAACAUGCCUAUUAAGCAGCAACCAGAAAGUUAUGUAUAGACUUAGACCAAGCGCAGCUAGACAAGAAAAUGAAUGAUCCACCAAUAAGCUUUCUCGGUAUUUUUAAGUUCAAGUGACACUAUUAUUUAGGAGUAGAAAACAGAGAGACAAAGCUGAUACCUGUACUCACAAAAACAAGCAGUUUGCUCGUUCUCAGGUCUGUCCCAGUUAUGCCACCCAACAGGCUCUAUGCAGUGAUCCUGAUCCAUAAAAGUCUCCACAAAAACAACCCUCCCGAAGGGAUCCCAAGGCCGACCUAGGUACAUGUACACAGCUUCGCCAUUACCUGUAAUAACACACCUAGAUGGUAUCAUUUCACUUAGCAUGUAAGCUCUCUAUAAGAAGUAAAAGGAAAUGUUAAACUCACAAAUGCAAGGAAAUAUCAUUAUGCCUCGUACUGUUUGUGUUAUGCAAGGCAACCCAACUUUGAAGAUUGCGAUGAGCUCACUCUAGUCUCUAGAUAAUCACGUAGUAGGUUUCCAUUAAAAGUUAUAGUGAGAAUACUGGUGGGUAGUAAACUCACUUGAAGAAUACAAAGCCAGUUGAUUCAGAAGAGGACUUCCGGCCAUGAGCAGUGAUAUAUCCUGUUGAUUUGCAGUGGGUAUGGCAAUGCUCCAGAAGGGCAGUAGAAUCCCCGAAGAUAAAGUCACAAUUACCUUCAAUGUAACAGUUUUUGAAGAACUGCUUUCCACCAUGCAAAUGUAAGGUUUCCUGAAUGAUUUUGCAUAGGAAAUUAGAAAAUCUGAAAGUAACAAAACAAUAAACUAAAUAAUGACCAAUAUGUUUAUGCCUCCAAUCUCCAUA